AAACUGUUUACCGUUAAAACGUUUUGCUACGACAUGGAUUAAUGAAUACAGCCCAGGGUGACAACGCCGAUGACUUUCUAUGAACAUGGCCGCUCAAGAUGAACUCAAUCAACUGGAGCGAGUUUUCUUGCGUUUGGGCCAUGCAGAGACUGAUGACCAACUCCAGGACAUUAUAUCCAAGUUCCUGCCCCCGGUCCUCCUCAAACUGUCCAGCGUGCAGGAGGGAGUCAGGAAGAAAGUGAUGGAGCUCCUGGUCCACCUGAACAAGAGGAUUAAGAGCAGACCGUUGAUCCAGCUACCAGUAGAGACCCUCCUGGUAACUAAUGAUAACCUCGUUCUCUCUACCAGGUGAUGGAGCUCCUGGUCCACCUGAACAAGAGGAUUAAGAGCAGACCGUUGAUCCAGCUACCAGUAGAGACCCUCCUGGUUCAGUACCAGGACCCCGCCGCAGCGUCCUUUGUUACGAAUUUCACCAUCAUUUACAUCAAGAUGGGUUACCCUCGACUGGAGGUGGGGAACCAGUGUGAGCUGGCACCUACUCUGCUGACUGCUAUGGAGGGCAAGCCUGAGCCCCAACAGGAUAGCUUGAUGCAUCUCCUGAUCCCGUCCUUGUAUCACAUGAAGUACCCAAAGGAUUCUUCCAACUCUUCCAAGAUGGCCUCUCCCUUCAUCCUGAUGGAGAAACCCAAGACGGUUCAGUUACUGCUGGAGUUCAUGUUGGACGUACUGCUGAUGCCCUACGGGUUUGUCCUGAACGAGCCUCCCACUCGCCCAGCUCCCUCAUCCCCUCAGGGUAGCUCUGGGGCAGCGGCGGCCGGACCGGGCCUCCCCCAGCCUCCUCCAGGGAUGAGCGUCUACGCUGCCAAGAGGGUCAUCGGAGAGGCCCAGUGGAGCCCAGAGCAGCUGGAACAGUGUAAACUCGGCAUAGUGAAGUUCAUCGAGGCAGAACAGGUACCGGAGGUGGAGACGGUCAUACACCUGGUGGUUGCCUCUAGCGACACAAGACACGGCGUUGCCACGGCCGCGGACCUGGAGCUCAAGAGCAAGCAGAGUAUUAUCGACUGGAACAACCCCCUGAUCGUCAACAGGAUGUACAAGGUCUACCUGGGAGACAUCCCCCUCAAAACUAAGGGGGCCAGUCUGAAGAGGGAGCUGAAACAUGAGCCGGUCAGCACCAGAGUCAAGAUGAAGAUCCUACCACAUCUCUUACGCUCACGCCUCGCCGCUGAGUGCUUCCCGGCUAACAUACAGGUGGUGUACGACGGUCUGUUUGGCGCCAACACCAACAACAAGCUGCUCUCUCUUACACUUCAGUUUGUUCACCACAUCUGUCAGGUAUGUCCUGACACCAACAAACCACUGGGUCUGAUGCUGCUGAAUGGCCUCACCAAGCUCAUCAACGAGUACAAGGAGGAUCCUAAGUUGCUGUGUAUGGCCUACUCUGCUGUGGGGAAACUGUCCAGCCGGAUGCCCCAACUCUUCACCAAAGAUAUCGCUCUGGUCCAGCAGUUCUUUGAGGCCAUGUGCAAGGAGGAGCCUGAUGUCCGUCUAGCCAUCCAGGAGGCUCUGUCUAUGAUGGUGGGAGCCUACGCUAACCUACAGGGGGCGCUACUGAACCUGAUGGAAGCCCUGGUGGCAGCUUACAUGGGCAAGCCGGAGGUGCAGGUGCGUCAGGUGGCAAUGAAGUACGCCAGCACGGUAUUCGCUCCUGAUCACGUGCCCUCCAGAUACUUGCUCCUAUUGGCUGCUGGGGACCCGAGAGAAGAGGUAUGCAGCGAGGCCCAGCGUGUCUUGAGGGCUCUGCCUGCUAAGAACUCGGAGAAAGAGGGCCGUAAACCCAUGCCCUCAUUCCCUGACAUGGUGGCCUACAUCCAGGAGAAGGCUGCUCAGAGGAUGAAGACGCCGGCUAAGUACAUCGUGGGGACGUACACUCUCCCCUUCAACCCUUCUGCGUUUGGCGAGAUCGUGCUGUACCUGCGGAUGUGUCUGGCCCACAGUGCCGGGGCCACGCCCGUCUCUAAGAGCCUGGCGGACAUGCAGGACGACGCGCCUGCGAUCGGACGCUACACGCACGCCCUGCUCUCCAACGAACCCCUGACCUCCCCGUCCUCCACUGGAACCAAGGGGGCAGAGGUCAACCCUGUGCAGGUCUACAUGGAGCUACUGCAGCAGCUGCUGUCUGCUGUAGGAGGAGUCCCUGUGAUGUACUGUCUCCUGGAGGUGGUGUCUGUCUGUCCUCACAACCUGGCCCCCAUGUUUAUCCACAAGAUCGACUGGAUCAAGAGUCUAAUGAACACCAACAAGGAGGACCUAAGGGAGCUAGCAGCUCAGCUCUACGCUGUGGUGGUGUCCACCAUGUCAGGAAACGAGCUGAAGACUGCCGUUCAGACGCUCAUCAAGAUCACUAAAGAUACACACAGCCCCGAGACCCAGCACGGAGCCAUCAUGGCGCUGGGCUACAUGGUGGCCAGGUACAUGAGCAAGAGGAAGUCCUUCGCUAACGGAGACUCCGCCCUCAACCGGGAACAGAGGAUGAACGACACGCCCAAGGAGGACGAGGAGCUGGUCGCUAUAGCAACCAAAGCCAUCGGCUCUUUCCUAGACAGUGGUUCCCCUCUGCUCGCUGUCGCUGCCUGUACAGCCCUCGGGGAGAUCGGGAGGAACGGGCCUCUGCUCAUCCCUUCAGAAGGAGAGGGAUUCACCAAACUAGCCGUGGUGGAGAAGAUGCUGGCUCGCAUCCCCUCUGGGAAAGAGACCCUCAAGAUGAAGGAGAGAGCCAUCCAGACUCUGGGUUAUCUACCAGUGGGAGAUGGAGACUUUGCCCACCAGAAGAAGCUGCUGCAGGGGCUCAUGGACUCUGUGGAGGCCAAACAGGUAGAACUACAGUUUACAGUAGGUGAGGCCAUCACCAGUGCUGCUAUAGGGACCAGUUCUGGAGCUGCCAGGGACCCCUGGACCUGUACUGAGGAACAAUACAGUCCCCCAGACAAUGUGGAGAAUAACGAUGUGGUUCCGUGGGUGCUGAACUCUAUCCUGGCUAAGUACAUCCCAAGUCAAAACCCCCACGUCAGACAGGCUGCCUGUAUAUGGCUGCUCUCUCUGGUGAAGAAGCUGCACCAGCACAAAGAGAUCAGGUCUCACCUGAAGGAGAUCCAGACGGCUUUCAUCUCCAUCCUGUCAGACCCUGAUGAGUUGAGUCAGGAUGUGGCAUAAGGUCUUGGUCUAGUCUAUGAGAUGGGAGGAGAGGGAGACCAGCAGGAACUGGUGUCUACACUGGUUGAAACACUGAUGACUGGCAAGAGGGUGAAGCAUGCCGUGUCCGAGGACACCGAGGUGUUCCAGGGAGAGGCUCUGGGGAAAGCACCGGACGGACACGGACUCUCCACCUACAAGGAGCUGUGCUCAUUGGCCAGUGACCUCAACCAACCGGAUCUGGUCUACAAGUUCAUGAACCUAGCCAAUCACCACGCCAUGUGGAAUUCCCGCAAG
Oncorhynchus kisutch (coho salmon) is the source of this 3489-nucleotide messenger RNA. Its product is annotated as proteasome adapter and scaffold protein ECM29-like. The record is from RefSeq and is a predicted model, not a curated record. Gene Ontology annotation, biological process: ERAD pathway; proteasome assembly. Gene Ontology annotation, molecular function: molecular adaptor activity. Gene Ontology annotation, cellular component: cytoplasm; nucleus. Lineage: Eukaryota; Metazoa; Chordata; Actinopteri; Salmoniformes; Salmonidae.